Molecule: messenger RNA, 6022 nt
Organism: Plutella xylostella (diamondback moth)
Lineage: Eukaryota; Metazoa; Arthropoda; Insecta; Lepidoptera; Plutellidae
Source: RefSeq, a predicted model, not a curated record
UUCAAAAAUAUAAUAUUAAUCUAUAUUAAUAUAACUAAAUACAAGUGUAAAAAGUUAUAGAAUCUCCAAAAUGGAGGAAGAUUUAAAGAAAUUGAAGGCUGCCAGGGGGCAAGCCAAAUGUAGUAUCACGAAUAUUUGUAAUUUCACAAACGUGAUUAAAAACUUAGAAGAAUAUAAGGAGGAGUUUUUAGAAUAUGAGGAGAAGUAUUUUUGUGCUUUGUCUGCCUUGACUGAGUACCUCACCAUGAAACAAGGUUACUCUGCUUCGUCAUCAGGAAAUGCUUCCACCAGCUUAACUAACAACAAUCACACAUUCCAACGCUUGCCACCUAUCGAUAUAAAAAAGUUUAGUGGAAAGGUAUGUGAAUACUAUGAUUUUAUUAAUCUUUUCACCAGUGUAAUUGCCAAUAACUCAAGCUUAUCGUCCUGUGACAAGUUUUAUUACUUAAAAACAUCAUUAGAGGGCGAGGCUGCUGAUGUAAUCAAGCAUUUAGGCCUAACUUCUGAAAAUUACACAGUAGCAUUACAACUUUUGGCUGAGAGAUAUGAUAACAAAAUGAAAAUAAUUAACCACCACAUAUCUGCUUUAUUAGACAUAGAAUGCCUAACAAAAUGUACUGCACCUGCCUUAAGAAACAUUGUUGCACAAGCUAAACAGCAUCUAGCUGCUUUAAAAACGUUGGAGGUACCAACUGAUCAGUGGGAUCUCAUCAUCAUUUGUAUUUUACAAAGAAAGUUGGACCAACAAACGUUGCGGUAUUAUUAUUUAGAACUUAAAGACGGCUUACAUAAUUUGCAAUCUUUUCUCAAAUUUAUAGAACAACGAGCUGCUGCGUAUGAGACUGUGGCAGAUGGCUAUAGUUCCAGCUUAAAAAGAGGUCAUGCAGUGAGUGGGAGCCGCACCGCAAGUCUGGUAACAACCUCCACCCAAAAUAGCAACAACAACAAUGACAACUGUAAGUUUUGCAAUUCAAAAUAUCACUUGCUUCACCAGUGUGAGAAGUUUAAGCUAUCUAACUACUCAGAUAGAAUCAACUUUAUUGAAUCCAAUAAGUUGUGUAAAUUAUGUUUAAGGUUACAUAGCCAAAAGUGUAGGUAUGCAUUUAGGUGUAAUAUUUGUAAAGAACGGCAUAAUUCUUUACUGCACCAGGAGAAAAAACCAAAGCAGGUGGCAUUGUCUAUGAACAUGGGUAAUAAUAUUUUAUUGCCUACAUUAAAUGUGGGGUUACAUGAUAAAAGUGGGAAUGUAAUUUACACUAAGGCAUUAUGUGACUCGGGGAGUCAAGUUUCAUUAGUGUUACAUGAUUUAAUUAAAUCAAUUGAUUGCAAUAUUUACAAUGAACAGAGUGUUAUUACUGGCAUUGGUUAUGAGACAAAUAAUAUUUCACAAAAGGCUGAAUUUACAAUUCAUUCAACCACAAACCAAGAGGCACUUACAUUAUCAUGCUGUGUAGUGGAGAAUAUUACGUGCAACAUGCCUCAAUUUUCAAUAGAUGCAAAAGAAUUAAAUAUUCCUGAUCAUGUACAGUUAGGAGAUAAAAACUUUUACAAAAAGGAGAAGAUAGGUAUCCUGUUAGGGUGCGAUAUUUUCUUUCAAUUGCUCUUGCGGGAUCAAAUCCCAAUUGUACCUGGAGGUCUUUGUUUGUAUAAAACUUUGUUUGGGUAUGUUGUGGCUGGUAAGGUCCCUAGACAGGGUAAUACUAUACAGGGUGAUGAAAAUAGUUCAAGCAGUCAUCUUUUGAACGUUGAGUCAGAGUCGCAACAUAACUUAGAAUUAUUAAAUGAGUUAAAUACAAAUAUAAGUCAACUCUGGGAGUGUGAAAAAAUUACUGAAACAUUCACAGAGGCUAACACAGAACAAGAACUUGCUGAAAAAAUUUAUAAAGAGACAGUAGAAUUAAAAGAAGGCAGGUUUCAUGUUUCAUUAACUUUGAAGCAAGAUUAUGAUAAAAUAAAGUUAGGAGAUUCAUUGACAAGAGCUUUACAAAGAUUUCACAAUUUAGAAAAAAGAUUUGCAAAGGACAGGGACCUAUUUUUAAAAUAUAAAGCAUUCAUUGAUGAAUAUGUAUCUUUAGGUCAUGCACAGUAUAUUGAAAUUGAAAAAUAUAAUAUAGACGAUGUUCCAUUUUAUAUUUUACCGCAUCAUCCUGUAUUCAAUGACAAAAGUAAGACAACAAAAAUGAGGGUAGUUUUCGAUGGGGGGAUGCGUACAAAUGAGAAUGUGUCAUUAAAUGACAUAUUGUUAAAUGGACCCACGGUUCAAAAUGAAUUAUUUAACAUUCUAACUUUGUUUAGAUUUCACAAAUAUAUUCUUAUAUCUGAUAUAAAAAUGAUGUUUAGAAAUCUUAUGUUAGACGAAAACCACUGCUCAUUGCAGAACAUUUUAUGGCGUGAGACGCCUGAAGAGAACAUAAAGGUCAUUCAACUUAAAACUGUGACGUAUGGGCUUAAAUGUUCAAGCUUCCUAGCAACGCGAUCUCUGAUAGAGCUAGCUGAUAUGUAUGAGGAGGACUAUCCCCUAGGAGCUUUUGCAUUGAAGCAUAAUGCAUAUGUUGAUGAUAUUAAUACAGGGUGUAAUGACAUUGAAGAGCUCAAAGAAACAAAAAGGCAGUUAUGUGAACUGUUACAAAAGGGAGGGUUUGAGUUACACAAGUGGUGCUCAAACUGUCCAGAACUUCUCAGGGACAUACCACUCGAUAAACAAAGUAUAAGUGAGGUCGAUUUAUUUAAAUCUGAACAUGUUUUGAUCAAAACUUUAGGUCUUACAUAUGAUGUCAGUACAGACACUUUACGAAUUAACUGUCCUGAGCAAAAUUUAUUAGAUAUCUACACAAAACGACAGGUAUUGAGCUUCAUGAGUAAAGUUUUCGAUCCGCUAGGUCUAGUAGGGCCAGUUGUAGUGUUAGCAAAAAUUAUUAUGCAGAGAACUUGGGCUUGUAAAAUUCAGUGGGAUCAGCCUAUCCCUCAAGAACUAAACAGUGUUUUUAUAAAUUUUGCAAAAAAUUUAUUUAAAAUGAAUGUUAGCGUUCCUAGGUGCAUAAAUACAGUAUCUGUUAAACAGAUAGAUCUUGUAGGAUUCUCCGAUGCAUCCAGCAAGGCACAUGGUUGCUGCUUGUACAUAAGGGUCAUUGACUCUGAAGGAAAUAUAAGUGUAACUUUAUUGUGCUCCAAAUCUAGAAUAAAUCCAUUAAAACAGCUUAGUAUUCCUAGGCUUGAAUUAAACAGCGCGUUGUUAUUAGCGCAUCUUGUAAAAAAGGUUUACGAUGAAAUAAACAAAUUAAAUAUUAAUCCCUGUGUGUAUCUACAUUCUGAUUCACAGAUAACGUUGGCUUGGCUUAAAACCGAGCCCCAACAGCUGACAGUUUAUGUUUCAAAUAGGGUAAAGACUAUACAAGAAGAAACUCAGGGUUUCUCGUGGUUUUAUGUAAACAGUCAUGAAAACCCAGCAGACGCCUUAUCGAGAGGAGUUGAACCUCAUUUAUUAGAGACAAAUGAGCUGUGGUGGCGAGGACCUGGCUUUUUAUAUUGUAAAGAAUUCCCCAACAAUAGGGACAAUUUCACGAUGCCAACUGAUAUACCUGAAACAAAGGUUUGUUUGGCGGUAGAUAAAGCUGAAAAACAAAAAAAACUUGAAGUGUUUUCUAAGUUUUCAAGCUUAAACAAAUUAAUACGUGUGAUGGGAUAUGUUUAUAGAUUCAUUAACAUAUGUAGAAAAAAGGCUAAAAGAAAUGCAGGUCGUUUAUCUUGUCAAGAAGUAGAUGCUUCAUUAAAAAUGAUCAUUAAGUAUGAUCAACAACAGCAUUUCAAAGAGGAAAUCGCAGGUUUAUCUUUAGGGAAAGAAAUUGCAUCACAUUUAAAGGCAUUAAAUCCGUUUGUUGACGGCAUGGGUCUUAUGCGAGUAGGUGGAAGGUUACAACAUGCUGACCUACCUUACUAUCAAAAACACCCAAUCAUAUUAGCCAAAAAAUCUAAUAUAACCCAUCUAAUUAUUGAAAAUGAGCAUAAAACUUUGAUGCAUGCAGGUCAAAAAUUGAUGUACGCUUCCUUGAGCCAAAGAUACCAUAUAGUAAACGGCUUAAGGGAAAUUAAGCAUGUAGUACACAAAUGUCUCAUAUGUUUCAAAUUGAAGGCAAAAACGUCAGAGCAGCUGAUGGGAUCUCUGCCUCCAGACCGAGUCAACCCAAGUAGGUGUUUUGAAAAGGUAGGCAUUGAUUUUGGAGGUCCAUUCAUAGUCAAAAUGCAUCGUAUAAGAAAAGCUCUUACGUACAAGGCAUACAUAUUAUUGUUUGUCUGUUUUGCCACAAAGGCAAUUCAUAUUGAACUUGCAUCUAGUUUAACAACUGAAUGUUUUUUGCAGUGUCUGAAAAGAUUUAUAGCUAGGCGUAAUAAGCCCUCUGUUAUAUAUUGUGACAAUGCUUCGACCUUUAAAGGCGCGAAUAACGAAUUAAACGGAUUGUAUAAGUUACAAGAUAAUCAACAGCACCAAGACCUGAUUCUUGAUUUUACUACUAGUGCAGGCAUAGAUUUUAGCUUCAUUCCAAGCUACUCACCAGUGUUUGGAGGCCUUUGGGAAGCCGGAAUUAAAAGUGCCAAAGGACACAUUAAAAGAGUGGUGGGUAAUCAAAUAUUAACUUAUGAGGAGUUAAAUUCAGUUGUUAUACAAAUAGAGGGAAUUUUGAAUUCAAGACCACUGUUAUCUUUACAAACAGCUGACUUUAAUAAUAUGUCUUACAUAACACCAGGCCACUUCCUUACUGGUGCCACCUUGAGCACUGUUCCUGAACCUAAUAUCAGUAACAUACCAAUCAACCGUUUAAAAUUUUGGAAACAGUGCAGUCACAUGACUCAAUGUUUCUGGAAAUCAUGGUCUAGAGAGUACCUCAUGCAACUUCAGAGUAGGCCUAAAUGGCGUAAGCCACUACCUAACAUAUCAAAGGGUAUGUUGGUCAUCUUACGAAUUGAUAAUGCCCCUCCUUUGGUUUGGCCUAUGGCUCGUGUGGUGGAGACAUUCCCUGGUGCAGAUGGGAAGGUAAGGGCCUUAACUGUCAUCACACCAAAAGGCACAGUAAUGCGUACUAGUAUAGGUAAGGUUUGUCUUUUGCCUAUAGAAGACAAUCAGAAUCAAAUCUGAGGACAUAAGGUUGCUAUCUGGUUGUUUUCAGGAUUGCUGUGUGAAUCUCACUCACUCACGGUUAGGUAUAUAAUAAUAAAAUGUAUUCUAAUACAUAGGUUAGGUCAUAGAAAGAUUCUCGGCCAUUGUUAAGUUUUGUCGUUAAAAUUCCUAGUUACUACAGGAAAUUACGAAGUAAAAAAUAACUUAAAAUAAGAUUUAGUUUAAGUAAUAAAGUAGAAAUAAGCAUUUGUCAUAAGAACAUCUUGUUCCUUUUUGUUGGUUGAUGUUGUGUAAUGUUUAAACUAUUCAGUAUCAUUUCAACACAUUCUCAGUAUCACAAAAAUAGUUUAAAAAUUGCUCAUAGUACCUAAUUAUAUGAAAGGUUGUAAAUUGUUAAUAGUUUUUCAUAAGUACUUACAAAGGUAUAAUAUAAUAACAGCUCUAAGCAUCAACAUGAAAGAAAUUGAUAAAACAUUAAUUUGUCUGUUUCCACUUACUGAUACUUAAUAGGUACAUACCUACUGUGUUUUCUUACUUGCAAAAAUAAAACCACCUUUUUUAAUGUUUGUAUAAAUUUAUAUUUGUUAGGAUAUAUCUUUAUGAUGUACACAUCAUGUUGUCAAGCAAUAAAUUUAAAUUGAAACUAAAUGAGUAAACUCCUAAAAAUAUGUAGUAGGUCAAUCCUAUUGUAACUACUUUAAAUUAAAAAUAGAAAACUUUUAAUGUUUGUUUAAUACUUUUAGCUUUUAAGUAGUUUAUCUUGCUGGGCCCCCAGUUAUGUACGAUACAGACAUGUAUGUAGGUAGAUGUAUGUACAUAUAGUACUUAUGAGUCAGUCACACGUCGUACGCCCUGACAAACACAUGUGUAAACUUACAAGUUGAAUAAUAUACAGUCCAUUCAAUAUUU